This is a messenger RNA of Cokeromyces recurvatus, 1413 nucleotides long. RefSeq lists its product as uncharacterized. The transcript is spliced from 3 exons. The record is from RefSeq and is a predicted model, not a curated record. Lineage: Eukaryota; Fungi; Mucoromycota; Mucoromycetes; Mucorales; Mucoraceae. The coding region runs from base 1 to 1413 and encodes 470 amino acids. Gene Ontology annotation, biological process: regulation of transcription by RNA polymerase II. Gene Ontology annotation, molecular function: DNA-binding transcription factor activity, RNA polymerase II-specific; RNA polymerase II cis-regulatory region sequence-specific DNA binding. Gene Ontology annotation, cellular component: nucleus.
AUGCUGGAUCAUGACAAUUUAAGUAAAUAUUUUACUGAAGCUCAACGAAAAGAUAUUAUUGAGCUAAAUGAACUUUGUAUGAGAGCUCCACCUGGGCGCAUAAGACGUCCUAGAUUCCGUAAACCAAAGCCAAAUCAUGUCCCUAGACCUGUGAAUAGUUUUAUGUCCUAUCGAACAGAGAAACAAUUGCUUAUCAGAAAAUUUUGUCCUGCUGCGAAUCAUCGUGAAAUUUCUAAAAUUGUUGCAAAUUGGUGGCAUGCUACUACACCCGACGAAAAGGCAGUUUAUAUCGCUAAGGCCACUGCUGCAAAGAAUGCUCAUGCUGAAAAGUAUCCAGACUAUGUUUUUCGCCCCAAGUCAAAAAAACUAAAAAAUGUGAGCGUGCCUACAUCCAAAAAGAGCUCAUUUAUUGAUGUGAAGCCUACUUUAACUUCACAAAAUGGUAAAAAACAAAGGACAUAUUCGCCUAAUAAGCAAGAAACAUCCAUAUCACAUUCUUCUCUUUAUCAAGAUGAUGUGCUUUUUGAAUUUUCUUCAAGCAAUAGUAAUAAUUGGAAUAUAAAUAAGCAGGAUUCAACAUUAUCUUCUGCAAGGGCAUCAGAAACUUUUUAUUCUUCCAUGUCAAUCGCUACUACUUCGAAUACGUUUAAUCCAAAUCUAAACUUAAACUUGACCACCAAUUUUACUGAUUUAGGCAAUGAAUUUCUUGAUCCGAUUUUGACAACCGCCACUGCUAAUCUUGAUCAUAAUCUCUUUUUAAUGCAUGAUCCAAUUUUGUUACCUAGUAGCGACCAUUUUGUAAAUACGACUACUUUUAUAAAUAGCAAUGACACAAAUCAUAGAAAAUCAACCGCUCCACCUAUUAUUACAGAUGAAAUCGCAAUGACACAAAUCUAUUUAACCAUGAUGACACCAUGUUCUCAGGCAUUAGAAACUCCAUUGUUAGACUAUUUUCAAUCUCCUGCUAGUCAUACACAACAAAGUGAUUUUACUCAAACAUUAAUACCUCCUACUCAUACUCUGACAAAUCGUACCAUAAAGCCAGAGCAGCUCGAUGCCCCUCUAAUCGGUGAUAUGCUUCUUGCUCCUAAUGCAUCUUGCCUUAAAAUGCAAGAUGAAUGCGGUCAUGCAAACACUGAUUAUGCUAAUUUCAACAAGUUCUUUACUGAUUAUUCAUUUUCUGCUAAUGGCGAAUCUUUAUUUUCAACAAGUGUACUUUCUUCUCCAACUGAUUUUCAUGUUUCUUCUACAGAAAACAUGAUUCACGCUUUAAAUCAGGACACUAAUCAGUUAUUCAAUUUCGCUAAUAUCAAACCAGAGCCAAAGAGUAUUGCUGGUAUCUUUUUAUAUUUCAGCAAAUCUGGCAAAUAUCCAGUUACUGUGGAAACACAUAAUGAACAUUUAUAUAAUUGA